Molecule: messenger RNA, 2483 nt
Organism: Symsagittifera roscoffensis
Lineage: Eukaryota; Metazoa; Xenacoelomorpha; Acoela; Convolutidae
Source: RefSeq, a predicted model, not a curated record
AUCGACUUCGUCAAAUCAGAGUAUGAGCUGGACCUCAUCAUUCUGACGUCAUUUUCACCCCGCUGUGGGGGGACUAAUCCCAGCCAUCAUGCCAACCCCCUCCUCUCAUUUUCCAACUCCUCCGGCGGGGCGCCGGAAGCCAGUCCAUGUGCCGGCUACUAUUCGUCUUCAGGGGUUGCCGCUGAUUUCCUGCACACGCCAGCGGGUAAACACGUGAUCACAUGCUGGCACCAGUUCUGCAGUGGAAAUGCCAUGUACAACACCAGUCAUAGCCAAACUGCACUCAAAAGCGCAUUCAAAGAGGAAGAAAGUCAACCCGUGAGCUUAAUUUUGCCAGUGCAAGUGAGGCCUAACAGUGUGUCCCCUUCAUCCUCAAUCGAAAGUGGAGAGUCUUUAGAUUCUAAUGAAAACAUGGUACCCUCCCACUCCUCGCGGAAACGCCCAAAGAACUUCCUCGUUAAUUCCUUGAUGACCGCUACCAAUCAAAUGACAAAACGCCGAAGAGCAUCUAUCAGCCAAUCAGAUUCGCUCAAGUCUUCCGAAGGUGCAUCGCCAAUGACGUCAUCAAGAUCCGACAGACGAGCUACUUCAGUCGUCAGCCAAUCAGAUUCGACCACUGCCAGGCCCUGUGAAUUGACGUCUCAAAAUAAUGUUUUCGAGAACUUGAACGAAUCUGGUGACAAUCAAGUGCUAGAUUUGUCAACUAACAAUACGCCGACAACUCCGCCGCCUGAGUUAGAGCACCCGUCCGAUGCUUUCGGACUACUCGCCGCGAUAAAAGAAGAGGAAAACAUGAUAUCACCCGACAAGCUAAAACGACAUCGCGACACGACACUAACUGACAACACGGCGAAUGAGUUGGACUCGGCGCGGCUUCCCAAGUCUGAAAUCGAUGAACUGUUGUCAGCGAGUCGACCAGCAGGUGAAUCAGUCAGUCCUCCGAGAACUAGGGACGAGCUCAAAAACUUCAUCAGAGCACAUGGGCCUAUUAAGAAACGAAGUGCGUCUCUGACUUCGGACAGCGAUUGCUACAGACGACAAUCAUUCACCACUUCUUCCCUCGUCAGAGACGACCCCGACUUCCUCGCUUCGUCUUCGGGACUGGCAACAACCUCGGCGUCGGAUCUCGGCGACUCCUCAAAGCAGUCGACUGUCGCCGGAACCCUGAUGUCAUCGACUCCUCCGAGUUCUGAUUCGGCUGGCGUUUCCGACAGUGAUGCGUUGUGGUCCUGUCCGAAGUGUAGUAAAGUGAUGAAGAAAAAGUGUAGCUACAGGCACAUCAAAGAAGUGCAUGGCGCCAAUAGAGAAAUCGUACAAUGUCCUGUUUGCUACAGGUCGUUCACGCGGAAGUACACUCUAGUUCUGCACUGUCGAAACGUGCACCCUCACUUAGAAGUCACAAACGCCACUGAGUUUCCAACUCGACCGGUCGAGGAAAUUCAGCGCGAACAAAUGAACAAAAAACAACACAGAACCAGUCGCCUCAAAUCCGAGUCACGAGACGAUGUCGAGACUCCCGACUCUGCGUUCUCAGGAAGUGAGAUCUCGUCCGGAAAUCUUUCGCGUAAUAGCGGAACUCCAAAUGAGUUGCUGGAAUCUCACCAAGCUGGUACAUCUGGCUCUGGAGGUUCCAGUUCCUUGCAUCGAUCAACAUCCGAAGCGCAAUUGUUACUUAACAAACAUUUAACCAUGCUUGCUAAAUCUCCCAACACAGCGCAACAGUUACUUGGAGCUUUGAAGCAAGAGCAGCAAAUUCUGACAUCGCUCAAAAAAAGUCCUCAAAGGGCAUCACUGGGGAUCGAUCCUUCUACCAGUAUCGAUUUCGGUACCAGACAAUCUCCGCUGCACCAGGAAACGAGUCGGGCGUUUGUCGAACAGGGACUUCUAAACCCUCACUUUAAUUCUCUAGAAUUGAGUCUGAAAUUGGCACAAUUAGAGCGAAAUCAACAGAUGCAGCUUGAAUUUUUAGCAAACAGUUCUGAAAACAAUUGAGCAUCAUGAAAGCUUACAGCUAAAACUUAUAGUUUUGUUUUGCUUACAAAAAAGCAGAGAUGUUUAUUUUUGUGGUUUUACGUUCUGAAAGGUGGUUUUGUACUUAACCGUAUUUCUAAAUUAUUGGUCAAAUUAUAGAUAUUUUGACCCAGAAACUAUUUAUUCUAGAUUAAUGAUUUUUCAACCUUGUGUUCGCAAUUUUGUACGUUGAUCUAAUUUUGUGUCUUAGUUUAACUUCUGUGAAGUGCUGAACAAUUAUCAAUCGUAUGCUUUAUCUUUAAAAUGAUGAGCCUUAAAGCGUCAAAGAUGUUACAAUCAUUCUUACUUACUUCUCUUCUCUUGGAUUCCUCUACUUAUCUUUGUUUCAAUUUUGUCAAAUGUUUCUUUGUAUUUAAUUUUAGUAUCUUUUUCCUUGCGCUCCUUUCUCGAAGCUAAAAAGAUUUCAAGAGGAAAUGUUUCUGGUAGCUUGCGUGCACAAGGCUCUCAGUCAC